Achroia grisella is the source of this 1940-nucleotide messenger RNA. RefSeq names its product NADH-cytochrome b5 reductase 2-like. The transcript has 6 exons. The coding region runs from base 228 to 1166 and encodes 312 amino acids. Gene Ontology annotation, cellular component: mitochondrion. The record is from RefSeq and is a predicted model, not a curated record. Gene Ontology annotation, molecular function: FAD binding; oxidoreductase activity. Lineage: Eukaryota; Metazoa; Arthropoda; Insecta; Lepidoptera; Pyralidae.
AUAAAUUACUGUUGCUUUCGUUUGGAAACAGUGUCUACGGAAUGCCAUACAUUUAUGUAAUAAAUAACUAGCAAGCCCCGUUCGUCAUAGUGAUUCAUUAGUUCAACGAGUAGAUAUUUUUACCUACUCAGCCAGCGAUCGUGUUUAUAUUGUAAUUAAUUUAUUAUAAAUGAAUACUUAUAUACCAACUGAAUUAUAAUAUCCAAAAAUUAAUAUCAGUAAAUAAGAUGUCUUUCAACAUUAAUUCCAAACUCGUCUUGCCCAUUGUAUUUGGAGUGGGUGCGGUGGUGGUACUUGCCUCUGUGAUUGCCAAUUGUGCAUGGGGCGGCAAAAAGUCAACAAAAAGUAAAAAGAAACUUGUUGCCUUAGUAGAUCCUAACACAAAAUACCAAUUACCUCUUAUAGAAAGAGAGGAAAUAAGUCAUGAUUCAAGAAGGUUCCGAUUUGGUUUGCCUUCUAGUGAACAUGUUCUAGGAUUACCCAUUGGUCAACAUAUACAUCUAUCAGCUAAAAUUGAUGAUGAUCUUGUCAUUAGAGCAUAUACACCUGUAUCAAGUGAUGACGAGAAGGGUUAUGUGGAUUUGGUUAUUAAGGUAUACUUCAAAAAUGUCCACCCUAAAUUUCCUGAAGGUGGAAAAUUAUCACAACAUUUGGAAAACUUGAAACUCGGUGAAACAAUUGAUGUCCGAGGACCAUCUGGAAGGCUACAGUAUCCAGGAAAUGGUGUAUUCCUAAUCAAGAAACUGAGAAAGGAUCCCCCACUCAGGAUAGUAACAAAGAAACUCAACAUGAUUGCAGGUGGCACUGGCAUAGCACCAAUGCUGCAACUCAUCAGACACAUCUGUCAGGAUCCAAGUGACUCUACGGAGCUGCGCCUGUUGUUUGCCAAUCAGACUGAAGAAGAUAUCCUACUUAGAAAUGAACUUGAGAAAUAUCAAAGAGAGUACCCAAAUCAAUUUAAACUGUGGUAUACUAUUGACCGGGCCAAUGAAGGAUGGACGUACAGUACUGGCUUCAUCAACGAAGACAUGAUUCGAGACCACCUGUUCCCACCAGGAGAUGACGUGAUAGUACUUAUGUGCGGUCCCCCACCGAUGAUUAAUUUUGCUUGCAAUCCAGCGCUAGAAAAGUUGGGUUACAAAGAGGAUUUACGUUUUGCGUAUUAGAUAUUUAUUGGAUUUAAUUAAGAUACAAAAGUAUAGUAAAAAUUUCGACCGGUUUAUUGUCACAUAAUUUUUUUAAAUAGAUUGCCAGUAGUACUAUGUUUAUUUUUAUAUAAAUAAUAUAAUUUUCCAUUUUAUAACGUACCAAUAUUACCAGAUUGUAUUUGCCUAUUUGUAGAUUAGGAAAGGAGGAAGGAGGAAAGGAAUAGAUUGAUUAUCAUCAUCAAUCAUCAACAUAAAAGUAUAAUGAAUGUUCUACUUUCAAUAAUUUAGGUUUACUAACUUUAAAUAAAUGUAAAUAACUGUUUUUAACUUUCAAAAUGUGACUCGGAAGUAAUUAAUUUUACUUUUUUUUUUUAAUUUUUAAUGAUGUGAUAACAAUAUUUAUAGUAUUUUCAGUUUCACAGAAAUGUGACAUUUCACUCAAAUAUAUUUUAUAAAAAGAAUUAUACCAUUAAUAAAAAUUUAUCCGUUCAAAUUUAUGCUCACUUAGAUAUUUUACUUAUAAAUAGUGUAAAACAUACGUGUUGACUAUAUAAUAUGGUUGUAUUGCUAUUAAGAGUGCCUGAGCCAAUUUAGAUAUUUUUGUAAUGCUCUUGUUGUAUUUAAAUAUAGAAAAAGUGCAUAGAUUGUUGAUUGAAUAAAAAGUUCUAUAAUUUUAUUCUUCUUUUUGUUUAGUGCUGUUCUAUGAUAAUGUUAUGUCCCUCGGGUAUUUUAUUAUUUUUAUUAUCACUUAAAGCUGUUUCUGUUUAUUUGUUCAAGAUGCUUAAUAAUUAU